Molecule: messenger RNA, 330 nt
Organism: Oppiella nova
Lineage: Eukaryota; Metazoa; Arthropoda; Arachnida; Sarcoptiformes; Oppiidae
Source: the annotation of a GenBank genome assembly
AUGUCUUGUCUUAAGCUCUACUGUUUGUCACCUAUUCCUCUAUUCCUCGACCAUAACACGCCUUCUUUGCCAACCAGUGUUUCAGGUCUUCGGCGCGAGAGCUCUGAACUGUUUGUCACCGAAAAGAUUCCGUCUUUGCUUCUGAUGCUAUCGUUUUCGACGCAAAUCACAACUGGGAUUAAAUGUUUAAUGGCAGCCGAGGAGGAGAUAGUAAUCGGAACAAAGAAUGGAGAGAUAUGUGGAGUGCAUUGGGACGGAAACAUUGACGACUCUUUCAUCUGGAAACUCACUUCCAAGACAUUCUCGGCCACGGAUGACAUCAAUGUAGUG